Molecule: messenger RNA, 2169 nt
Organism: Brettanomyces nanus
Lineage: Eukaryota; Fungi; Ascomycota; Pichiomycetes; Pichiales; Pichiaceae
Gene: DUR3
Product: urea active transporter
Exons: 1
Coding region: 1-2169 (722 amino acids)
Biological process (GO): spermidine transport; urea transmembrane transport; putrescine transport
Cellular component (GO): plasma membrane
Molecular function (GO): urea transmembrane transporter activity; spermidine transmembrane transporter activity; putrescine transmembrane transporter activity
Source: RefSeq, a predicted model, not a curated record
AUGACACAUCAACUUCCUCAAGGUGCUGGUUACGCCAUUGUUGUGGGGCUUGGCCUCGUCUUUGCUGCGGCUAUGAUCUUAACUACCUUCAUUCUUAGAAGGUACCAAAGGGAGAUCAUUACUUCUGAAGAAUUCUCUACUGCAGGCCGUUCUGUUGAAACAGGUUUGAUUGCCGCAGCCGUUGUCUCUUCGUGGACAUGGGCUGCUACCUUACUUACCUCUUCGACCCAAGCCUAUAAAUACGGGGUUUCCGGUCCUUAUUUCUAUGCUGCGGGUGCAUGUGUUCAAGUUAUUCUCUUUGCGUUUUUGGCUAUUAAAGCCAAGCAAAAGGCACCAGAGGCUCACACUUACUUGGAAAUAGUAAAGGCUCGUUAUGGUGGUGCAGUGCAUGGUGUUUUCAUUUUCUUUGCCAUUGUUACCAACAUUCUAGUGACGUCGAUGCUUUUGACAGGUGGUAGUGCUACGAUCAACGAUUUGACCGGAAUGAACACCACUGCAUGCAUUUUCUUACUUCCAUUGGGAGUUAUGGUUUAUACCUUAUUUGGUGGUAUCAAAGCUACCUUUUUAACAGAUUAUAUUCACACGAUCGCCAUUAUUGUGAUCAUUAUGACAUUUGCAUUCACUGCUUAUGCCACCUCUUCUAAAUUGGGGUCUCCUGGCAAAGUUUGGGAGCUUGUCACUGCAGCAGGUCAGGCUCACCCUGUAUCUGGUAAUGCAGAGGGAUCAUAUUUGACAAUGCAUUCACGUUCAGGUGGUAUUUUUUUCGUUAUUAAUAUUGUUGGUAACUUCGGAACGGUCUUUUUGGAUAAUGGUUACUGGAACAAGGCUAUUGCUUCUUCUCCAGCAUCAGCUUUACCUGGUUAUGUUCUUGGAGGUUUAUCGUGGUUUGCAAUUCCUUGGUUGACAGCUACCACCAUGGGAUUAGCCUGUAUUGCCUUAGAAUCGGACCCUUCAUUUCCUUCUUACCCUCAAAGACUAUCUUCCGAAGACGUCUCGGCCGGUUUGGUGCUUCCAACUGCUGCCGUCGCUAUUAUGGGUAAAGGUGGUGCGGUGGCCACACUUUUCAUGGUAUUUAUGGCUGUUACCUCUGCAAUGUCCGCAGAAUUGAUCGCCGUCUCUUCCAUUGUCUCCUAUGAUAUCUACAAGGGCUACAUUAAUCCUAAGGCUUCGGGCAAGAAUAUUAUUGUCGUUUCGCACGCCAGCGUGAUAUUCUUUUCUGUGGCUAUGUCUGGAUUAUCUACAGGUUUCUGGUAUGCUGGAAUCUCUAUGACAUACCUUUACCUUCUCAUGGGAGUUAUUAUAUCUGCUGCCGUGGUUCCUGCUUCUUUAACUUUGCUUUGGAAACAGCAGAAUGCUAUUGCUGCCGGCGUUUCUCCUGUUCUAGGUACCAUUCUUGCCCUUAUGUCCUGGUUAGUUUGCACCCACUCUGAAUACGGUGAGAUUAACGUCGUAACCUCUUCAGAGGAUAAUCCUAUGCUUACAGGUAAUGUAGUCGCCUUACUCUCACCGCUUGUGUUUGUUCCAAUUUUAACCUAUAUUUUCAAACCUCAAAACUUCGACUGGGAGAUUUUGAAGAAUAUCAAGCGAGUGGAUGAGACCGAAGAGAUUGAAAAGGCUAUAUCUUCUCCUGAAGAGGAUCUAGAAUCUUCCGAGGAUGCAGAGAAUGCCAACGGAGAGCCAGAGAAAUUGCUGCCGAUCACUUCGAAGAUGGAAAGUCUUAUUAAAACCAUGAGUACCAGCCAUAGGGAGAUCUAUAGGGCCAAAAUGGAAGAAGAGCAUCUCCGUAUAGCCUCGAAAAAGGCUGGGUAUCUCUGCAUGUUCCUUGCCAUUGCGCUUUUGGUAGUUUGGCCUAUGCCUAUGUAUGGUAGUAGCUAUAUCUUCUCGAGGAAGUUUUUCACGGGUUGGGUCGCGGUGGGCAUUAUAUGGAUCUUCUUUUCAGGAUUUAGUGUGAUCAUUUUCCCAUUAUUCGAGGGAAGGAAUGGUAUCUACACAUCGUUGCGUGGUAUCUACUGGGAUCUUUCUGGUCAGACUCACAAGCUCAGAGAAUGGCAAGAGAGUAAUCCAGACAAAUUGCAUGUCGUUCAGAGCCAGGUAUCCAUGGAAGCACGUAGAAGUGCUCAACUUAUGGAUGCUGACAAUAUCCAGGAACUCGAUGAGGUGUUGAAAUAA